This is a messenger RNA of Cynara cardunculus var. scolymus (artichoke), 471 nucleotides long. Its product is annotated as probable glutathione S-transferase. Gene Ontology annotation, biological process: glutathione metabolic process. Gene Ontology annotation, molecular function: glutathione transferase activity. The annotation marks the transcript as partial. Gene Ontology annotation, cellular component: cytoplasm. Lineage: Eukaryota; Viridiplantae; Streptophyta; Magnoliopsida; Asterales; Asteraceae. The record is from RefSeq and is a predicted model, not a curated record. The transcript is spliced from 2 exons.
AACUCCUCGCGGCACUAUAUAAGUACCAAUCCUUCACCGGUAUGUUAUAUCCCAUAACUCAGCCGGAAAGUAGGUGUUGCUGCGAUUGAAUCGGAAAAUAUGGCGGACGAAGUGAAGUUGUAUGCUGUUGGAGGAAGUCCAUUUGUCUGCAGAGUCAAAAUUGCUUUGAAUCUCAAGGGAAUCGAGUAUGAAAACUUCGAAGAAGAUCUGAGUAACAAGAGUGCCGACCUUCUCAAGUACAAUCCGGUUCAUAAGAAGGUACCGGUGCUGGUCCACAACGGAAAGUCGAUCUCGGAAUCUCUUGUGAUCGUUGAAUACAUUGAUGAUGUCUGGAAAGGAGUUCCGCUUUUGCCACAGGAUCCUUAUGAGAAGGCUGUUGCUCGAUUUUGGGCGAAAUUCAUUGACGAAAAGUUUAUUCCUGCAAUAUUCAAGGCUCUUAGCAGCAAUGGAGACGAGCAGGCCAUUGCAGAA